Molecule: messenger RNA, 1571 nt
Organism: Prosopis cineraria
Lineage: Eukaryota; Viridiplantae; Streptophyta; Magnoliopsida; Fabales; Fabaceae
Product: zinc-finger homeodomain protein 10-like
Exons: 1
Coding region: 394-1350 (318 amino acids)
Biological process (GO): regulation of developmental process; regulation of DNA-templated transcription
Cellular component (GO): nucleus
Molecular function (GO): transcription cis-regulatory region binding; DNA-binding transcription factor activity
Source: RefSeq, a predicted model, not a curated record
CCAACGGGAGGGGUAUAUUUAUUACUUACAUCUAACCCUGAGUGAGGUCACUAACUUAACCACGGAUUAGAACCAGGGUUAAAACUUCUAGUGGUUAAGAAGGACGACCACAUAACCCCAGAUUUUUGUUAUCAGCAGCCAUCGCCACUGGGGGCUUCCUCGCCAGCACCUUCUUUCCUCGUCUCUCUUCCUCGCUACCUUCCAAAAGUGGCCGUUCUUUCUCUCUUUUUCGGCUGCCGCAUCCCGCUCGCGCUCUCGCCCCCACUCUAAUUUCCCGAGGAAAUCACCGGCACUUUUAUGGAGUUCGAUAUUUGUAAUCUGAAUAAAGACCUAAACCUAACAACCCCUUAAAAGCUAGGAUUUAAUUUUGUUGCGACACUAGAUGUUUGAGCCAUGGAUUUAACCCCCGCAGUCGCCAACAACACCACCGCCUCCACUACACCUACUAGUACGAAAUCCCCGGAACGUGACAGUGAAACGCCCACCCGGAUCCAGACAGCCGCCAAGCCCUUGUCCUACUCCAACGGCGUCCUCAAGCGCCACCACCACCACCGCCUGGCCAGCCAGCCCCUGCCCGUCACGUACAAGGAGUGCUUGAAAAACCAUGCAGCCAGCUUGGGAGGCCACGCCCUCGACGGUUGUGGCGAGUUCAUGGCCUCUCCCACCGCCAGCCUCGCCGACCCCAGCUCCAUCAAAUGUGCCGCAUGCGGCUGCCACCGCAAUUUCCACCGCCGUGAGCCCGAAGAGCCUAUGUCCACGACUCACGUCAUCGAGUUCCAGUCCCACCAUCGGCACCAUCCCCCGCCGCCCCUGCCCUUUCAGGUUUCCAAUCGCAGCCCCAAUUCGGCGUCGCCGCCUCCGAUCUCCUCUUCUUACUACCCGUCCGCGCCCCAUAUGCUUCUGGCUCUCUCUGCGGCCGGGAUACAAGCGCCGCCGGAGAGCGCGGCUGCUCCCGCUAACGCUCUGGCAACGCCGAGCCCGAAUGCGAGGAAGCGGUUCAGGACCAAGUUCACCCAGGAUCAGAAGGAAAAGAUGUACCAUUUCGCGGAGAAGGUGGGGUGGAAGAUGCAGAAGAGGGACGAACAAUUGGUUCAUGAGUUCUGCAAUGAGGUUGGGGUGGACAGGGGGGUGUUGAAGGUUUGGAUGCACAACAACAAGAACACUUUCGGCAGGAGAGAUUCUGCUAAUCAUGACGGUAGGAACGCUCUAGAGCAAGACCCUCGUGCCCUCACCACUGAAAUCCACGCCAACAACGACAACGGCAGCGCGCAGGAUGCGAAUCAUCACCUCUACACCAACGAUAAUAGUGGGGCAAACCUUGGUACUAAUGGGUCCUCUUCGUCCUCUUGAAUCUUUGGUGAAGGAUGAAAGAAUCGACGAACGGGAAGAGAAAAAAUAAUAUCUUAGUAAGACCGUUGUCGGUUGAUUAGUCUUUUCUUUUCUUUCACUUUUAAUUUAGUUUUAUCAAUGAGAUGAUCAUGAUCAACUUCUUCAGGAUAUUUAACAUGGCAGAGAUUGAUAUCCAGAGGGAAUUUUAAUUAUUUACUGGGUUCACCUUUUCUUGUUUCUUA